This is a messenger RNA of Fonticula alba, 8206 nucleotides long. RefSeq lists its product as hypothetical. The record is from RefSeq and is a predicted model, not a curated record. The coding region runs from base 313 to 8127 and encodes 2604 amino acids. Lineage: Eukaryota; Rotosphaerida; Fonticulaceae. The transcript is spliced from 6 exons.
CCCCCCUCCCCCUUUUCUGUCGCGCGCCGCACCAUCGUCUCAUCCCGCGCACGCCGCUGCCACUGUUUCCUCCUCCACUUCCUCCCCCAUCCUGACCUGACCCCUCUGUGCGGGGCUCAUACACACGCCUUUACGCGCGUGUACACCCGUGGGAGGCCCCGCCCGGAUUCUCAUCCCCUCGGCUCCCAGCCGUGCCCGUUGCUCCUGUCCCUUUCGUGGCUCGAGGGCGGGGUUCACCAUCGCGGCAGGCGCUGUGUGCUGAGCACCACCGGAUAAGCCCCCGCUGCCUUCCAGCCACUGGUGCCGAGAAUAAUGACCUCCGGCGCGACAUUCCCCCUCCAUGUGACCCGACCGGAUGAGCAGGGCCUCUACCGCCUGCCGGCCGUGGGCACCACCCCAUACGAUGCGCUGACCUCCCUGGUGUCGUGGCGCCCGGUGCGCGUCCGCCCACCGACCGACCUGUCCUCCUACGAUGCGCCGUAUCCCGGGGACAACCACUUGUUCAUCAUCCAUGUCCAGCCUGAGCAGGCGCCCUUCCCUCACACGGACUGCGACCCGGCAGUUGGGGCAUUCACCGUCCUGCAUGUGGACCCGAAUACCGGCCGGCCGGAGCGCAUCCCGGCGCCAAGCCACUCGACCGGGUGUCCGCUUGGUGGCCAGACGGCCGAGGCGAGCGCCCCCGUCACCGGGCCCUGCUUCCUGUGUGUGGCUCUGGCCACCGGGCCGCGGUCCGGGCCGAGGACCACCCAGUCGGGCCAGUCGCUUGUCGAAGAGGAAGAGCAGGCCCUCCUCUGGGUGCGGGCUAGCUGCCUGGCCUUGCAAUAUCAAUACGCGCGGGCGGACUUCCCGACACUGCUCCAGUACCCGGAGGUGGCCACGCUGCUUGGUGUGGGCGAUUUGCUGGCCUCCGCCCCAGGGGCGGAUCCCGACCAAAGUUGCACCCUCUGGCAGCUGUUCACCCUGUCCCUGCGGCUGAAGUUCUCAAUCAAGCGGGUGUUCGCCGUUCUCGGGCUCUUCACUUCGGCCAGCAUCUUUCCCCAGCCGGACAUUGGUGUGCCGCUGGCCAUGGCCCAUGUGCUGGUGGCCAUCAAGGUGAGCCGGCUGGCCACCCUGCCCACCGGGCACCCCAUCUACCAGGUGAACGAUUCCAUGUGGAUUUCGAUCCCCCUGUCAACCAUCCCGCCGGGUGCCUACUCGGAGCUUGAGGCCGAGAAGCUCAUGCAGCGCCGCAUUGCCCAGCGACACUACUACUGCCACGGCGUGGACUUGACAACUCCCUUUCCUCCGACGCCGACCGGCGCCGGCCGGCGCCCCUGCCGCAAUCCGGGCUUCCGAGCGAACCACCUGCUGUCGGGCCCCUUCGCCAUGGCCGGCGCGCCAGAGGUGUGUGUCGCCCUCAUCCGCGGCACGGUCAACCUCCGCCAGGAAACAAUCAGGGCGCAGGGCCCCGCCGAGGAGGCGGCAUCAGGCCUGCGGCCCGCACUGGAGCACAUCACCUUGCUGGUGCUGACCCGGCUGGCGGAUGACCUUUUGGCCAAGGCCCUUCCCUUGUCCUGUGGCUUGCUGCUGUCGCGAUCCUCCCCGACCACCUUUGUCAAGUCGCUGCUGACCGCCGGGCCCGGUGGGCAUCCAGGCGCCGGGGGUAUGGCUGGCAAUGGGGCGCAUGCCGCCGGCAUUGGUGUGCAUCCUGGCCCGGGCUUGGCGACGGAUGCCAACGCCUCGCCGCAGAUGGCUGGCUUCAUUGGCCUCCGGCGGUCGAGCCAGUUCCAGACACUCUCGGGGGCCGGAUCGGCCAGCACGCCGGCCGGCAGCCCGGGGCUCAUCCCCGGCAGCCCGGCGCCGGGAAUGGCCCCCGGCGGCCCCGGGCCCGAUGCCGCGCUUGCUGCCGGACCCGAUCGGGCCGACCGCUUUGGCGACAUCCAGAGCUCGACGCAAUUGUGUGCGCGCGAGGGCGAGGUCCAGGCCAUUGCCUGGACCGGCCAGUCGCCCCAGCGCCCCGGGCCUGGGGCCUCGAUUUCGGACGCGUGCCAGAGGGUGCGCUUCAGUGCCAGUGUCGCGCGUGCAGGCACCCCGCCGGCGGCCAUCCGUCUGGUGCCGAACCAGACCCGCGACCCGCACGAACGCCCGUACCACUUGAUCUUGGGGAACCGGGGGUCGGCCGGCUUCGAGGAGGACUUUCUCCACCUGGAGGUGCCACACAAUUUGGCCUCCUCCGGGCCGUCGCUUUCUUCGGACUUCGCCCAUGCCUUGGCCUACUUCUCCCUCCUGUCGACCGAGACGCUGGGGGCCUUUUCAUCGGAUCGGCGCCAGGAGGUCAUCCUCCUGGACGUGGCAUACCAGUAUGAUCUGUCGUACCUGCUCAAGAGCCUUUGUCGCAUGGCCCGGUCCUCGCGCAGCCUGCCCAUCCUGUCACACUUCAGCCGCGAGGAGUACCACCUCCAACAGAUGGACCAGGCGUCGUAUGCGCGGCGCAUGACCCACGGUGUGCUGAACGUCCCGGGCUUGGCGCCCGGACGCUCGGGCCCUGCCAGCCCGGCGGCCACGGUCGAACGCAUCAUCAGUCGCCAGCAGACGGUCAUGCGCCUGGCCCACCUGACCCCCUUCCCGCCGCUGGCCGAUGCCCUUCGGCACUCAUUCAUGCUGGACGCAGCGGCCGAGCAUUUGUUGUCUCCGGCAGCGGCGGCCGGCGGCCUGAUGGCCAGGGCCCUGUGCGACACCAUGGAGGGGUUCGUCCAUGCGCUGGCCUCGGCCAUCCGGUCGCCCUCUUUGCGCAACAAAGUCCCCUGCGUGCGGGGGAGUGAGGCGGUUGUUGGGCGCUUUUUCCUGGCCCAAACGCCGCUGCGGUCGCCCGGUGAGGAUGACAUGGAGGAAGACCCGGCGACCGCCGGCGGUCCUGGCCGAGCUCCGGGACCCGCGGCCGCGCAGCUGUCUCUCCCCCAGGCCACCCUGGCCGAGGAGGCCGCCGGGCCACUCCGGCGACCGGGUCGGCGCCAAAUGGCCGGGGCCGGGGCCCGGUCCCCGCUGGGACCCGGCAUGGAGAAGCCCGCCGAUACUCCGCCCACGCGGGCGUGCCCGCCACCGGGUCUGCCCCUGGUACCGGGCGCCCGGCGUGGCCUCGGCAGUGGGCAGAUUGCCGAGCAGGAACCCCCAGCGGGGAUGGAGGCCGACGAUGAUGUGGGCCCGGAUGACUUCGACGAUGACGAUGACGAUGAAGAUGCCGGUGCUGUGGAUGACGAGGAAGAUGCCACCGGCCACCGGGGUCCGGGCCGUACGCCGGCCAGCGUCGAUGCGCGAGUCAGCCAUCCGGCCUCCAGUCUGCUGCCCAGCCCGCCGGAGGUGAGGGCCGCGUGGCGGUCCGACGGGGCCGGGCCCUUGAUGGCGGCCAUGAGCCCCGACAACACACGGGCCGACUGGCCAGCGGCGCUGAGCGGGUCGGGCACGCCGCUGCCGGCGGCUUCGGCCCUGGUUCGGGGCCUGGCCCCGCACGGGACCGUCGCCAUGCCGGUCAGCCAGCCCGGCAUCACCGAAUAUGACUUCGACAACCAGCAUGUCCAGAGUUCGGACGACGAGCCGGCAGACUGGGGCUUCGCCGACAUCGAAGGCCAUCUGCAGCAAAUGCAUGCGGCCCUGGAGGGCGAGCAGUCUCAGCGUCUGGUGGCCUUCGCUCCGGAAUUGGGCCUGGGCGCGGCCGUGUCCAAGCGCCCGGCCACCGGGGCCGGGGGCGCACUUCCCGGCAGCGGGUCACACCCGCGCAUGGUUCCCCUGCUGCCUGUGCCGCUGCUGGUGGAGGAGCCCACUUCCGGGGGCCAGUGUCCCUUUGCCGUGGAGAUGGGCUUUGCCCCGCCGCUGGGUGCUCUGCCGGCCAUUCGGCGCCUUGUGGAUCUGACUUCGCCCCAAGCCCCGGUGGACUGGUUCACUUGGGAUCGGCCGGCUCUGGCGCUGACCUUUGCCAUCAUGGCGCCCCUGUGUCGGCCACUGCGCCUGAAUUUGGUCCUGCCGGCCGAUGGCCGGGGCGCCCCGCGGCGCCUGGAUGUUCUGGUGUCCGAGACCCUCGGGUCCCGGGCUGCCUGGCGAGUGAUCUGCGACCGGGUGCCCCUCGCGGCCCCGGACUGCUCGGUCGAGUCGGAGUCCGACCAGGAGUCCGGCCGGCCGCGCGCACCGGAUGCCUCGUCCGCUGACAGUGGGUACCUGCUGGUGAGCCGGUGCCGGAAGCACCGGGCCGGGCCGGGGGCUCGCGUGGCCCGGGGCGGCUCGCCACGCCUGGCCACCCUCAAUGGCAUGAGCAUGGCCACCCCCUCUCCGAGCCUGGUGCUGGCCCCCGGGCGGUCGCCACUAUUGGCCAUCGCCGAUCCGGAGGACGACCCCAGCCUGAGCGGCCUGGCCCAGGGGCUUGGCCCGGGCGGGGACUUCCAUCGGGUCACCUCGCUGGAGGCACGCGAAGCCCUGCAGAGCGUCGACCGGCGGGGUGACAAUGAUGGCGAUGACCGAGGCCAUGCCGGGCAUGGCAUGGCGGAAGAGGAGGCGGAGGCGGAGGAGGAGGAGUGCUCCGGCUGCUCCAGCCAGUCCGAGGGCGAGGGCGAGGAGGACGACCUGCCGGACCCCGCGCGGGGCGAUGACCCCCGGCGUGGGGCCAGCUUCCGCAGCCUCGGCCAGACGGACAGCGGCCUGGCCGGGCCCUCGGUCUCCCGACGGGGGUCCAUGCGGUAUUCCUCGCGUCGUGCGUCGGCCUACUGUCACCGGGACUGCCAUGGGGCCGAGAGUGAAACCCAGGCCGCGAGCCUGCAUCCGGACCCACAUGGAGAUGACCCCCACGGCCGCCCGGAGUCGCAGGCGCUGCCAUUGCAGCCACACCAGCAACAGCAGUACAUCGAGCUGAGCUUCGACCUGGUGGACAUGCACCAGGCCGGGCGGCCGACUGGGCUGAGCCACAUGUUCGCCGGGUCCAACUUCGGUGCCGGGUCGGCCACCGACACCGACUCGGAUGCGGACACCGCCGCCGGCACGAACCCGACCGACGGGUCCUCCACCGUGGGCGGGUCUGCUUGGCUGACGGGGCGCGGGUCAGGCCGGCGUCUCCCCCGGGCACGCUUCCUGCGCAUUGUCCUGUACCGGGAUGACUUUGUGGAUGCCGAGUCGGCGGCGGUGAUGGGGCCGGCCUUCGGUGUGGGAAGUGCGGCUCUUUGCCACCGCCCGGGGCCGAUGCGCCUCGGCCGGGUGUCGCUGCUGGCCGAUGUGCCGGACGCGGCCCGGCAGCAGGCACGCCUGGUCGGGUGGCGUGGCCACCUGCGCGAGCGCCUGGUGGAUGGGGCCCUGGCUGCGGCGCAGGGCCGCCUCUUGGCCGCGGUCUUCGGCACACCCGGGCCCGAUGGCAAGUCGCGGGAAGACCGGUCGGGCAACACCCCGGCCGAGGCGCAGACCCUGCCGGGCGACCAGCUGGUGCUUGGCGCCCCGGAUUCCGAUGCCCCGACCCCGGAGCAGCAGCUCCGGCGCUACUGUGCCCUGCUUCGCGAGAGUCUGGAGAGGCAUGAGCCGGAGCUCCGCCGACGCGGGGUGCCCCGGCCAGUUGGCAUCGGCCGGCGCCGGCGAGCUCCCUGCCCGCGGGCGGCCAUCCUCCGGCGCUUGGUGCAGAUGGACACCGCCCUGCACUUUGAGGAGACCAGCAUCUACCAGAAGCUGGAUCCCCUGGCCCGGCGGCGGCUGGUGGCCACGGCUGCGCACUGGCUGACAAUGGAGCUGCUGCUGGCCCAGUGUGCGGUGGCCACGGUCCCGUCACCGAUGCCGGCGUGGUGGCAGCCGGCCGGCAUUCGCGAGGCACUGGACCCGGCGCGCGUGCGUCAUCUCCAUAGCCCCUUGCGCCUGGCCGCCGGCAUCACCGCCGGCAUAAGCCCCGACGACGGGGGCGGCCCCGGUGUUGCGGUGUGCUGUGCGUGUGGGAGCCGUCUGCCUCCGGGGCCCGUCACCGGCCCUGCCGCCACCGCUGCCAAUGUUGGCGUCGGCGUCGGCGGGCUGGUCCCCUCGCCUGAGGGCCGGCCAAUUUGCCUCCUACGCGGGCCCCUUCCCGCGGGGAAUGGGCUUGCCUGUGGCGCCUGCCAGUCGCUGCUGCAGCGGCAGAAGACCCACACCGAAUCGAUCGGCCUGAUCCAAUCCUCCAUGCCAAUGUUGACGCACGACCGGGAGAGCGCGGAUGCGGCGGCCGGGCGGCGCCUGUGCCGCGUGGCCGCGGUUGCCAGCAGCCCGGCUGCGAUGCCGCUCUUUGCGGCGGCCUGCCUCGGCGGGAGUCGGCUGUCACGCGCGCCGGAUGACCUGACAAUCAAGUCGGGCGGCCCGAAUGCCAUGACAACCGGGGGCCUGGCCGCUUUGAGCCCGAACGCCGGGGCGUGCAUCCCCCUGCGUAGCCCCCUGCUGACGGACUCGCCCCUGAUGGACUGCCUGGGAUCCCAGCACACUGGCCACACGGCCGAGCUGUCGGACCUCAGUCAAGCCGGGGGGUUGGCCGUUCCGCUGGACGCGGUCCUGGCGCCCUGGUGCCGGGAGGCCGACCGGGCGGACAUGGCCCCAGGCCGGCGCCUGGAUUGGGCUGCCACGCCACCGAUUCGCCACCUGUGGGUUCCCCACGGCCGGGAGUCCACCGUGGCCGUGGUCCUGGCGCAUGGACUGACUGCCGGAUGCCCGGCGCGGCUGCGCCUGUGUCUGGCCACCGUGCCGGGCCUCCUGGCGCCCGGUUGCCCAGCCGUGGAGCUGACCUUGUCGGCCUGGCUGGCCGAUCCGCUGGCCUCGGCCGGUGACAGCCAGCCGGUCCCCCUGGCGCUGAAUGUCCUGCGACGCCUGGUCCCGGGUGCUGCGGACAUGGUCAACACCGACCCGCAUGGUGGCCGGGGGCUGACCCUCGGGUGGGUGGAUGUUCCCCUGACUCGGGAGCCGGGGCCCGUGGCUCCGGGCAGUGUGUUGAUCUUCCGCCUGGUGCUUGACCAGCCGGCCGCGCAGGGGCUCCUUGGUGUGGCGGACCUUUUGAUCGAGCAAGACUCCCCCGAGGCGGAUGAUGACGAGGAGGCCGCGCACUUGGUUCCGGCUGGCAGCGAGCCCGAUUCGCCGGUUGUGCUGUCUGCGGCCGAGGUGGCGGCGGCCGUGGUGGCCGACCAGGCGUCGAUCGUGACCCGGGCAGCUGGGCGGCCCCGGUGCCGGCUUCUCACCCGGCGGGUGCCGCUGCGUCCGUGCUCGGAGGCUGCGCGCCGCCUUGCCACGCCGCAGGCCGGGCGCCUGGUGCUGGUGUUGACAUCGCUGGCGAGCUUUGGCGCGCCGGCCGGCGGCUCGGCGGCUCUGGCGGAUCUGCUGGAAACCGAGGCCUCCGGCCAUGGCCCUCUCGGACAUUUGGAGGCUGGGCAGUCGGGGGUUGCCGGUGCCGCGGUCCCGGGAACCGGGGCUCCGGUCGCCGGGGCUCCGACCCCUGCUGCCCACCCCACCGGGCAGUCCUUCCUGUCGCGGAUUUUCUCGCGAUCUGCCCCGGCGUCCGGUGGCGAGCCGGCCGGGUCGGAGCGCGGCGGUGCCCCCCCGCCCGACGGGGCCCCUGGCGAUGCGGUGGCGUCGCAUGUGAUGGGCCUCGGCGGGAGCCGGGACUCCUUGGCGGCGCCGCCGCGCCCGGCCAUCGGCCUGCGCCUGCGCGGCAUCACCCUGCCCCGGGAGCUGGCUGUACAUACGCGUCUUCUGCGCGUGACUUUGGUGCUGGGCAGUGGCCUGACAUGCGUGGUCGGGGAGUUUGCCCUGCCGCUGGUGGCCGUUUCCGGGCGCUCGGCCCUGGAAGAUCGCCUGUACCUGUCCCUGCUGACCCCCCUGCAUCCGGAGGGGGUCUUCUUUGCGGAGGGCCGCGGCCCUGGCUCCGGGGCGGCCUUGGUGCUGGAGAGCGCGGACCCCGCCCCGGGGGUGGCUGCGGCGGUGGCCUGGCGCGAUGGCAGCCUGAGCCAGCUCCCCUUCCAAGCCGUGGGUCAGAUCAUCUACCAGAGCGAGGGGUCGUGGCUUCGGCAGCUGUCGGCCGAUCGGCGGAGUGCCGCGGCCCGGGCAGCCAAUGCGGCCGCCGCCGCCGACCAGGGCGACGCCCGGCCCUUCAGUCGGAUCCUCAGUUUCUUCGACUAAGCAGUUCCGCCCUCGGCGCAUGCGUGUGUGCGCGCCCUGUCCUUGUAUACAUAUUCACCCAUGCGGUGGGCAUCCCGUG